Messenger RNA from Myiozetetes cayanensis, 1223 nucleotides. RefSeq lists its product as uncharacterized. The coding region runs from base 307 to 1164 and encodes 285 amino acids. The record is from RefSeq and is a predicted model, not a curated record. The transcript has a single exon. NCBI's taxonomy places the organism in Eukaryota, Metazoa, Chordata, Aves, Passeriformes, Tyrannidae. Gene Ontology annotation, molecular function: RNA-DNA hybrid ribonuclease activity; nucleic acid binding.
GGAUAUCGAGUUUCUCUACAAAAGGCACAGCUGGUACAAGAAAAGGUGAUAUACCUGGGAUAUGAAAUCUCCAGAGGACAACGAUCUCUAGGCACAGCAAGAAAAGAAGCCAUCUGUCAGAUGCCCAGACCAGAAACGGUAAGAGAUCUACGGGCCUUUCUGGGAAUGACAGGUUGGUGCCGAUUAUGGAUUUAUCAAUAUGGAAUACUUGCCAAACCACUAUAUGACUUACUAAAGGAGACUACGAGUACCUUAACCUGGACUCCCGAGGCAGAAGGAGCUUUUAAAAGACUGAAAUAAGAACUCAUGAAAGCCCCAGCCUUGGGUCUUCCAGAUGUAACUAAGCCGUUUUGGUUAUUCUCCCAUGAGUGGCAGGGGAUGGCUCUGGGAGUUCUAGCACAGCAGUUGGGACCACAUAAGAGAGCUGUAGCUUAUUUCUCCAAACAAUUGGAUGAAGUAAGCAAAGGCUGGCCUGGAUGUUUAAAAGCAGUGGCCGCAGUGAUCAUAAACAUAGAAGAGGCCAGAAAGCUUACGCUAGGCCAGAAAAUGACUGUGUUAGUCUCUCAUACUGUCUCAGCAGUGCUGGAACAAAAGGGUAACCAUUGGUUAUCGCCUUCAAGAUUCCUAAAAUAUCAAGCCAUCCUAGCUGAAUCAGAUGAUGUAACCAUUCAAGUAACUAACAUUGUCAACCCAGCUUCGUUUCUAGAAGGAAGAAUUCCGGCAGAACCUCUCGAACAUGAUUGCCUGGAAACGAUCGAGGCAGUCUAUUCCAGUCGUCCAGACCUCAAGGAGGAACCAUUUGAAGAUGCGGACAACUGGUUCUCGGACGGCAGCAGCUUCGUGAAGCAAGGAGUAAGAAUGGCAGGCUAUGCAGUGACCACAACAGAAGAGGUAAUUGAAUCAAAUCCCCUACCUGCAGGGACUUCGGCCCAGAAGGCAGAACUAAUUGCUCUUACCCGAGCCCUGGAAUUAGCAGAAGGUAUGCGAAUUAACAUUUGGACUGAUUCUAAAUAUGCUUUCUCUGUCGUACAUGCUCAUGGAGCAAUUUGGAAAGAAAAGGGGACUAUUAACUGCCCAGGGGAAAACAAUCAAACAUGCAGAAGAAAUUCUAAGGUUGUUAGAAGCGGUCCAACUCCCAGAGCAGGUGGCCAUAAUGCAUUGUAAGGGACACCUGAAAGGUAACACAGUUCCAGAAAUAGGGAAUAGGAAGGCAGAUGCAGAAG